Messenger RNA from Emiliania huxleyi CCMP1516, 1116 nucleotides. RefSeq lists its product as hypothetical. The coding region runs from base 45 to 935 and encodes 296 amino acids. Lineage: Eukaryota; Haptophyta; Isochrysidales; Noelaerhabdaceae. Gene Ontology annotation, molecular function: protein binding. The record is from RefSeq and is a predicted model, not a curated record. The transcript is spliced from 3 exons.
CCAUCUUUCAGCAAGCGAGCUCAAGCUCACCUCUCUCGGCGACGAUGCUGAUCGCGCUGACGGCGUGGCAGCCGGGCACCAGGGACGCGGCGGUCAGACCUGCGCGGGUCCGCAUGGCGCUCCAAGCCAACGCCGUCGACGCUGCCGAUGUGCCGCCUCCGUGGAAGGCAAAACAAACGGCGGCGGGCCACCCCUACUGGUACAACACCGUGACCGGCAUGUCGACAUACAAACACCCCUCCCUUGCCCCGCAGCUCUCGCGUUCGGGCGCCAACCGCCGCGGCGCCCAGCGGCAUGCAGCCGAGGCGGCGGCGAAAGAGGCGGCGAGGGCGGAGAUGCAGACGCGAGACGCGGCUUCGGCAGAGGUGCGGCUGCCGGUGAGGCCGGAGGCAUCGCGCUUCCCCGGGGCUGAACGCUUGCCCGUGCCUCCUCUGACGCCGCCCGUGGGGUGGAGGAUGCCGGACGGCACACCGCGGGACCGGCGGUCCUUUCGGACGGGCCCUCCUCCAUCGCCCUCCGUGCCUCUGCGGCACCCCCCGCACGCUAGCCCCGGAGCAAUCGCUAGGCUGGCGGCGGCGCCUGCCUCGGAGGCUGUGCCCGAGCCGCCGGCGCAGGCGGCGUGGAGGGCGGAGGUGCAGCGCCGCCAGACGCGAGACGCGUUUGCGCGCGGGGUGGGCGGGCGGGCAGAUCGGCCGCUGCUGCGGUCGGCCGAGGCCGAGGCGUGGCGCGCGGACCUGCAGCGCCGCCAGACGAGGGACGCGUUUGCGCGCGGUCACAUGAGUUUGCAACCGGCUGGGGUGGCGCCAGAGGAAGCGGCACAGGCGGCGUGGAGGGCGGAUGUUCAGCGCCGCAAGGCGCGCAAUGCCGCCACGCGCGCCCGUGGGCGUUUCCCCUCCGAUCCGCGGUUCCCGCCAGCACAGGCGCCACCGUUGUAGUUACCAGGUACACCUCGUUGAUGAACGCGCCGGCGUCCAGUCGAGAGAUCACAUUCACAGAGAGACAGAGUCAGAGAGACGGAGAACGUGCGCGGGCUCGAGAGUGGGCGCCGGCGCGAGCGUGUCGCGCGAGACGGGCGGCGGCGAGAGUGCUGAGUGGCUUGCGCGCGCGUCGGCCGUC